Messenger RNA from Coffea eugenioides, 3837 nucleotides. Its product is annotated as putative disease resistance protein RGA3. Gene Ontology annotation, biological process: defense response to other organism. The transcript has 3 exons. The coding region runs from base 1 to 3837 and encodes 1278 amino acids. The record is from RefSeq and is a predicted model, not a curated record. Lineage: Eukaryota; Viridiplantae; Streptophyta; Magnoliopsida; Gentianales; Rubiaceae. Gene Ontology annotation, molecular function: ADP binding.
AUGGCUGACGCUCUUAUUGGUGCUACCAUUCAGAUUAUUCUGCAGAAGAUGCUCCCCCUCGCCGCAGAUGGGAUUGGGAUGGCUUUUGGACUCAAGGAGGAUUUGAAGAACUUGAGAGAAUCUGCUGCAAUGAUCCGAGCGGUCAUAGCUGAUGCAGAGGAAAAGCAAGGACACGAUCAGGCUGUGAAACUGUGGUUGAAGAGGCUUGAAGGAGUGGCUUUUGAUGCUGAUAAUGUGUUGGAUGAGCUGAACUAUGAAUUUAUUCGGAAACAACUGCAGGAAAAGGUGUGCUUCUUUUCAUUCUUUUGUGAUACUGCUUUGCAUUGGAGAAUGGCUUCUAAGGUUAAGAAUGUUAACCAGAAGUUGAAAAUUAUCAACCAAGAAGCUAUUGACUUUGGACUCAGGUCCCAGCUGAUGGGAGGUGGUGCAAAUAUAGCUCCCCUUCCUCUCCCUGCUAUAAGUCGGGAGACUGACUCUAUAAUUCGUCAAAUUGUUGUUGGAAGAUCCAAUGAUGCAUCAAACCUAGUGGAGACAUUGUUGAGCUCUUCUGCAAAAGUUGUUUCUGUUAUUCCCAUAUCUGGCAUGGGGGGGUUGGGGAAAACAACUUUGGCUCAGUUAGCAUACAAUGAUCCAGGAAUUGAUGGACAUUUUGAUACUAAGAUUUGGAUUUGUGUCUCUGAGAAAUUUGAAGUUACUAGGCUUUUUAAACUGGUUUUAGAAUCAUUGACAAAGAGAAAAGUUAAAACUGAAAGCAGGGAUGUUAUAGUUCAGGAUGUUCGGAAAGAACUUAAAUGGAAGAGAUAUCUUAUUGUGCUUGAUGACAUGUGGGAUGAGAGAUCUCAACUCUGGGACGACUUUUUUCAAUGUUUGGUGGGAAUUACCAACACACAAGGAAACUGGAUUCUUGUAACAACGCGUAAGCUAAAUGUGGCAUCAAUCGUGGCUACACAUCCUACCUAUAGAUUGGAAAUAUUAUCGGAUGAUGAUUGCUGGUCAAUACUGAUAGAAAAAGCAUUUGGAGGUGGAGAAGUACCAAAAGAAUUGGAAGAAGUAAGAACUGAAAUCACGAAAAGAUGUCAAGGUCUACCUCUGGCUGCAAAUGUAAUUGGAGGUUUGUUACGUAUCAAAAGAAAAGAAGAGUGGCUCCCAAUCAUAGAGAGCGGGCUUUUGCACUUAAGUGAGAAUGAAAAUACUGUCAUGCAACUACUAAAGUUGAGCUUCGAUCAUUUACCAACUGCAUCCAUCAAGAAGUGUUUUGCAUACUGCUCGAUUCUUGACAAAGAUUUUCUUGUAAACAAGCAACAUCUAAUCCAACUCUGGAUGGCAGAAGGUUUUCUUCAAGCAAGUCAUAAUGAGUUAUUAGAGGACAUAGGCAACAACCAUUACCACAUCCUGUUAGAGAGUUCAUUGUUGCAAGAAGUAAGGAUGUAUGACCCCUAUCUUGAUGUGAAUGCCAGAUAUGCCAAAAUGCAUGACUUCGUGUAUGAUCUUGCACGAUCAUUGUCAGGAUCUGACAGCAUAAGGGGUGAGAACUGCCAAUCCAGAUAUCUAGUAUUGCAUUCAUUUGGAGAAGAAACACAGAUGAAGUUGAAUGACAUAUCAACAUCAGUUAGUUCAUUAAUUUUGCUUGAGAGUCACAUAUCAGGCGACAUUUUAUCAAACUUUAGGUACUUGCAUGUGCUGAAGUUGUCUUGGGUGACUAGUGAGGUGCUGCCAAGCUCAAUCGGCAAGCUGAUCCAUUUACGAUUUCUUGACCUUUCAUACUCUAGAAUAGAAGCUCUGCCUGAGUCCAUUUGCAAGCUUUAUAAUUUGCAAACACUUACAUUUGAUGAAUAUCCUGACAAGAGAACUCUUAAGCAGCUUCCAAAAGGGAUGAGAAAGUUGGUUAAUUUGAGACAUCUCCACUUUUUUGCUUCUGAUGGUCAAUUCCAAAUGCCAAAAGGGAUGAGGCAGUUAACCUGCCUUCAAACUCUACAGUUCUUCAAUGUAGGAAAAGACAAUGGCCGUACACUUGAGGAGCUGGCAUGCUUAAAAAACCUCCGAGGCCGCCUUCAGAUUCGUAAUCUAGAACUGGUAAAUGGUAAAGAGGGAGCUCUGCAGGCAGAUUUACUGCAAAAGCCAAAAAUGCGUCACUUGGGAUUUGAAUGGUGUAGUGUUAAUGCAGAAGGUGGUUAUGAUGAUGAACAUGUCUUGAAAGGCCUCCAGCCCCAUCCAAAUUUGCAAAGUUUACACAUUAGUAACUACAAUGGUGGGAAAUUUCCACGUUGGUUAAUGAACAUGGCAAUAUACAUGAAGACUACAGACGGAUCAUCAAUAACAAGACUCGACAAAUUGGUAAAGCUGAGAUUAAUAAACUGCAAACUAUGCACAGAAGUCCCUGCCCUUGGACAGUUGCCAUCUCUUCAAGUUCUUGAGUUGAAUGGAUUAGAGAACUUAAGAUGCAUUGGAACUUCAUUCUAUUGCAUUGCUGAUGAUUCCAGUGGAUCAAGCAGCAACAGAAGCAGUAGUCAAGGGUCAAGCAAAUUGUUUCCAGCUCUUAAAACUCUUGAGUUAGCAAAUAUGCCAAAUCUAGUACAAUGGAGGGGAGCAGAAGCUACAUCCAGAGGAGGUGGUGAUGAAGGGCUAGAAGUGUUCUUUCCUAGCCUUGAAGAUUUGAUGAUUAUGAUGUGCCCCAAACUGACCACAGCUCCAGGUAAUUUUCCAAGCCUGAAGAGAUUGAAAAUCGAGAGGAUGGACCAGCUUUUGCCAGUAAAACAGAUUUGCAGCAACGCAACCAUUCUCACAGACCUCUGGAUCAAAGGAAUGCCGGAGCUUACUUGCAUUCAAGACGUGCUCAACAAACAGGACUUAGCAUGGCUAAGAUUGGAAGAGUGUCCCUAUUUAAAUGACAUACAUGGCUGUGGAACUUCUCUUAGAGAAUUAAGGAUCAUGAACUGCGAGAAUCUAAGGGAGUUGCCGGAGAAUCUACAUCAACUACAGGCUCUACAAACACUUUGUAUUAUGCAGUGCCCAAAUAUCAAGUCAAUCGCGAUUCCUUCAGGAGAGCAUGGCCUCACAUCCCUCCAAGAACUGAGAUUUGUUGAUUGCAGUGGGCUGAAUAGUCUGCCAGCUGAAAUGCUACACUCUCGUACAUCUCUUUGUACUCUGGUUGUGAGAAGAUGCCCCAAUCUUGUCUCAUUUCCAAUUGAUUUGCAGCAAACACCUUCUCUAGUGGUCCUAGUGCUAUCCGGUUGUCCCAAAUUGACCACUAUACCGGAAGGACUCGGUCGCUUUUCUUGCUUAAGAGUGCUGUUUAUUGGUCCAUUCCCAGAUUCAAGCCAGGAAUUCGAAUUGUUAUCAGCCGUGGCUUCCUCAUCUGUCCGCACUCUUGCAAUAGUUGGAUGGCCUCAUUCAAAUUCUCUGCCAGAAGAGCUUCAGUACCUGACUAACAUUACAAAAUUAAGUAUACUCAACUUUGGAUCAGUAGAAGCUUUACCUGAUUGGUUGGGAAACCUUGGCUCUCUAGAAAGACUACACCUGAUUGAUUGUGAAAAGCUUCAAAAUUUGCCUUCUAUGGCUGCUAUGCGACGUCUCACCAAAUUAAGUUUUCUGUCAAUUUCGGGUUGUCCUCUGCUACAGGAACUAUGCAGCAACUCUGAGCGGUUCAAGAUUUCUCAUAUUCCCACUAUAUUAAUUGAUGAUGAAGAGUUGAUUAAUUCGUAUAGGUGGCCAGGGUCUCAAGAAAAUGAAGAGACAGAAUGGUUUCAGUUGACAGGAUCAAGGCAAGAGGCAAAGGUUGGUCUGCAAUGUAGUUAUGUUAUAUGUGGCGGACAAGGAACUGUGGUAGAUUUUGAUUGA